AUGGCACACUUCACAAACAUGAAAGGGAUUCAAGAUCUCAAGGAACCUGUCAAGGAACAAAAAUCUGUUAGGUUCAACUUACCAGAGAAGGAGUUUGAAGCUAGUGAUGAUGGUUUUGAUGAAUAUGAGGACAGUUUAGAUGACUAUGAUGAUGAAGAGGAAGAUGAAGAUGAAGUAAUAGGCCAUGGGCAUGGGUAUGGGCAUGGCAAUCCAAUGCAUCAUAAGAUGAUGCCAAAGAUGGGAGAUGGAGGUGGGCCUCAUGGGCCUGCUGGUGUAAUGAAUGGGCCUGCCAUUAAUAAUGGCCAUAAAGACAAUGCUGGUGGGAGUAGGAACAAUAAUGGAAGUGAUAAGAAAGGUGGUGACAUUGAUCAAGCAAUGCUAAUCAAGGUCAAAGGUGGGAAUUACAAUGAAGCCAAAGUUGAUGAUAAUGAAGGGAAGAAAAGUAGCCAAAAAGGUAAAAAGAAGAAGAAAGAUGAGAUUAAAAAAAAGGAUGGUGGAUUGCUAGGUAGGUUUCUAAGCUUUGGGGGAAAGAGCAAAAAGGUUGGAUUAGAAGAAGUAACUUAUACCAGUAGCAAGAACCAAAGCAAUGAAAGUGGAAAUAAGAAAAACAAGGAAGGAAAAAUGAAGGACCAUAGCAAUGGUAAAAAUGAUUUUGAUUUUCUUGAUUAUGACAAGACUCCUCUUCUUCAUAAAAAUGGCAAAGUAGGUCAGAUGGAUCCAAGCCAAAAAGGGUAUCAGGCAUUGCAGGGUGAUGCAAUGGGACAUCAAGGAAUGCAGAUGCAGCAUGUUCCAUAUAAUAACCUUCUGCAGCAGCAAUACAUGGCUAUGAUGAUGAACCAACCACAACAUCAGCAUCAACAUCAUUAUCAACAUGAAACAAAUAUGAACAACAUGUAUCCAACAAACAUGAUGUAUGGUAGGCCACAUCCGUCUAUGAACUACAUGGCACCACCUCCUAUGCCAUCUCACCCAAUGGCUGAUCCUAUUACUCAUACUUUCAGUGAUGAGAAUGUUGAGAGCUGCAGAAUCAUGUAG
Vigna umbellata (rice bean) is the source of this 1035-nucleotide messenger RNA. The record is from RefSeq and is a predicted model, not a curated record. NCBI's taxonomy places the organism in Eukaryota, Viridiplantae, Streptophyta, Magnoliopsida, Fabales, Fabaceae.